AGUCGCGUCAAAAUGGCGGACAGUGAAACCGAAACGAACCCGCGGAAAAAAAUUAAGACUGACCAUAGUCCUGGUCAAAACGGUGAUCACCCAGAAGUUGCUGAAAUUCAGAAAAACACAGACUUACCACAAGCAGAAUCUUCUCAGGCCAUUUCUCAAGGCAAAGAAGACAUUGCAGAUGUGACCGAAAGUGGUGUUACUAAAGAAAAAGAAGAAACAAGUAAUGAAGACUGUAACAAUGAAGAUGACAAACCUGGAGAAACUGGAAAGGAUAAUUUGAAAGAAAACACAGACACUGUCAAGGAUACUGAUAGUGAUGAUGAUAUGAUUGAUGACAGGGAUGCAGGAAGAAGUAAGAUGGACUUAAGUGAUGCAGAAUCUGAUGUGAGUGCUCUGAGUGAUAUGUCAAGCCUUAGUGGAGAAGAUUCCUGGAAAGCUGCACCUGCAGGGCCCUUUGAGUCAGUAUUCAACUGUUAUUUGAGAACAAAGAAAAAAAGUGCUAGCAAUUUGGGAAGUUUGAAAGAUGUGAACAAUGAGAAUUUCAGGUGUCAGUGUCGUGUGGUAUUCCAGACUUCAGAUCGAGGAAUGGUAUAUAUGCUAGGUUAG
This is a messenger RNA of Mercenaria mercenaria, 606 nucleotides long. Its product is annotated as serine-aspartate repeat-containing protein C-like. The transcript is spliced from 4 exons. Bases 13 to 606 code for a protein of 197 amino acids. Lineage: Eukaryota; Metazoa; Mollusca; Bivalvia; Venerida; Veneridae. The record is from RefSeq and is a predicted model, not a curated record.